This is a messenger RNA of Didymodactylos carnosus, 7143 nucleotides long. The record is from the annotation of a GenBank genome assembly. Lineage: Eukaryota; Metazoa; Rotifera; Eurotatoria; Philodinida; Philodinidae.
AUGGCAACUCGUGCAGCUGCCUUUUCAUCAAAAGUUCGCACAUUGAAUGAUUUUUAUAACAAUGUUACAAGUGGAGUACCUCCAUCCGGUUUUGAUAUUGCAAACGCUGUCAAAUAUUUUUCACAAGCAUUACUUGGAGUAUUAAAAGAGAUGACAAUUGAACCUAAUCAAGAUCAAUAUUCUGGGAAACAUUCCUAUCGUGUUAGUAAAUAUCCAAGUCUCAAUUAUUCGUCACUAUAUCAUUCACUGAUUAAUUUGAUCGAGAUUGUUCCCUCCAUACAACUUGGUCAAACGUUGUUAGCUCAAUGUAUUUUACAUGCUCUAGCAUGUCUAGCACCAUUUUUACCGUAUGAUCUCUUAGACGCUUUACCAUACACAUUUGCAUCAACACUAUCAACAUUUCCACAAGAUGUACACAAAGAAAUAUUAGAUACACUAUGUCAAACGUUAUUAUCAAUUAACAUGGCGUACACAGAAUAUCCAGAACAUUCUAUGACAACAACAUCGAUUGCAUCUAUUAUUUUUAUUGUACUCGAAAAUAUUGAAAAUCCAAAGCAACCUGAUAUAUUGUUUGUGAUUGCUCAUGGUGCAGCGAGUGCUCGUUCAGCUGCAGCUAAUCUAUUAUUUUUCUAUUGGCCAAUGUUAAACCCAUUGGGAGUAGAUCGACAAUCAUCACAUUUUAGUUUUAAUGCCCGUAAACCCAUUAUUUGUCAAACAGAGCGUUGCAUGGAAAAGAAAAAUAUUGCAUCGAAAGUUUGUGUAAAUGCUAUAUUAUCGAUGCACGGUCACGAUAGUCCUCCACCAUUGUAUAUGUGUACGGAUUGUUACAAGAGUUCACCAAAAGAAAUUCAACAAUAUUGUAGAAAUAUUUUAUUACCAGUAGCCGAAAUUGAUUUACAUUGCCAAAAUAAAUCAUGUAUAUCUGAUAAUAAAUCAGCAUAUGCUGUAUGUUAUUCAAUCGAGUGUUGUCAAACAAAUUUUAAUCAGGCAAUAAGUCUCUGUAGACAAUGUCAUGAAAGACGUCACAUUGACUCAAAUCAUGUUUAUCAAGAAACAAUUCUUGAUAUUUGGAGAUUACCUCCAGAUGCACAAAAUCAUCUUGUUGAAGCUAUUAUUAGUUUAUUAAAAGAAGCUGAUAAUCCUGAAGAACGUCGAAUAUAUGAUACGAUUAAUGAAGAUCGUAAAUCUCUAUUAGUAGAAACAAUAGAACAAAUUACGUCACUGAAUACCGUACAGAAUCCUAUUGUUUAUUCAACUUUUGAUGUUGAUGCUAGUCGAAAACGUUUAAGCCGAUACGGUGUGUAUCUGUUAGUAGGUUUAAUUGAACCGACCUCAUAUGGUCCACCAGAAAUAUUUGGACGUCUGUUAAGUAUGUUAUUUCAAUGGUUUGACUCAAGUGUAUAUUUGCCAGAUGAUGAGAUUGGAAAUACAUUAGGAAAAUUAAAAACACAACAUAUAAUUCCAUGGAGUAAAGCUGUUGUCAAAGAGCAUUAUGAGUUGGUUGUUUCGAUUUUAUUACCUCAUCCAAUGGAUUUUGCCAAAGUUGGUGGUGUAUGGGAAACAAUGGCAAAUCGUCCAACUCAAAUCAAAGAGUGUUUAAAUAAAUUAUUUAAUUUAAUUCCAGCCGAUAUAAUUACUUACGAGGCUCGUUCUAGUCUCAUUUGGGAUUAUAUCAUGCCAUAUUGGAUGGAAGCCAUUCGAUUAGAAGUAUCGGAGACGGAUAUUAUGGAUUUACAACUAUUAUUAAGAAAAAUGUUCGAUCCUGAGAUGUCUCCAUCAUCGUUAACUCGUGAACAAUUAUACAAUUUUAUCACCGAUCGUUUUCAGUCUCCUGCACCGGCUAGUGUUCAAGAGCAAGCGUUACAAUGGUUACAAAUUUUGUGUCAACUAGAAAUUUUUAUUCCUGUUCAAUUACUGAUGCAAAUAUUCAUAACUGGAGUUAAUUCUCUACAAAAAUUAGAAUCACGCGCACAACGACGAGAAGUUUAUACUUCAUCGUCGAACGAACAAUCGUUACGUAAUUCAUUUGAACAAGGUUUAAAUACAGUGCAAGGAAAUGAGACAACGCAAACGAUAGGUCAAACAUCUUCAUUACCAUCAUCCGCCAAACAAUUUCUUGUUUUUGACACAUAUGAAACGUAUCGUGCCCAUCGUCAUCAAUUAAUGUUACAACAAAUGACUGGACAAGAAAUGGUGUCAAUCAUUAAAGAAGAAGAGGAAGAGUUUAUAAUCAAUGAAUCAGAAUUAAAUUCAAAAUGCAGUAUAAUGAUGAUUGAUAUGCUUCUCAAACAGAUGGAACUGCAACUAACUCCUCAACAUCAAGGCAUGUAUAAUCCCUUAUCAAAAGAAAUUUUAUUACUUUUAAAUAAACAACUAAUACUACCAUGGACUCGUCGACAUCAUUGUCGAAAUUUGUCAAGUCAAUGUGCAUUUUGUGAAGAAUAUAUUCUUUGGUUCUCAAUUGCAAAUGAUCUAUUAAAACAUAUAUCGCCAAGAGAUGAAAUUAAAUUACCAGAGUUAGAAGUGCCAAAUGUUAAUGAAUUAAAGCAACAACAACAACAACAGCAACAACAACAAAUGACAAAACCAAAAUUUAAUAUUGAUUCUGCUGGAGAUGGGCCGGGAACAACGGUGAGUAUAUCAUCGUCAAAUGAAGAUGAGCAAACAAAUGGUCAACAAGAUCCAGAUACGCCUGCUAUAGUAUCAUCACCUCCCAUUCAACAACAACAAGUACAAACAUCUUUGGCUCCUGAAUUAAAAGUUGAAAAUAAUCCUGAUGGUGGAGUAUGGAUUACUUCGCAUGGUGUAUUCUAUUUCAAACUCAACACGUUACACAUCCAUCUACAAUUUUUCUAUUCUGCAUUGAAGGAGCUAGACAGAGUUAUCGAUAUUGAUGCCUUGUAUUACUUGCUAUGUUGUUUAAGAUUGCUAAUAUUGAAUGAUGAAUGUUUAGAAACAUCAGCCAAAGAUAAUAGAGGAUUUUUAAUAUAUUGUUUAGAAAGAUUACUUAUACCACAUAUUUGGAAAAUUCUUAGUCUUGGUUACGGUCAUUUAAAUGAAUGUUGUGUUCCAUUAUUGUUACACGCUUUGAGUUAUGAAGCAGGCAAAUCAGCCUUGUGGGCAAUACUUGAUAGAGACUAUACAAGUACACAUUGGAAAGUUCGAUCGUCAGCUGUCACUCGUGUUAUAUCAUUAACCCAAUUAUUAAAACCAAAAUUUGUUAAGAAUAAUUAUAAUGUUUUAUCGGUAUUGGCCUAUUCAUUCAUGAAUCUAAUGGCAUCAAUUGAAGACAUUGAACCGACUGUUAGUCAAAAGGCGAUGUGUUCUCUCGAAACCCUAUCAGAUUGCGCUAUGCGUACCGUUAUGUGUUCACUCGAAUUUCAAUUUGAUACUGUGAUUAGCGAUCGUUCUCUCAUUCUUCAUCGUCUAUCUAAAUUAUAUUCGAUAUUACUUCAACAAAAUAAACAACAAUCCACAACAAAAGGAGUUUUAAAUUGGGAAUUUUUCUUAAAUCGAUUUGAUACACUAUCAUUAGAAUCACAAAUUAGUCUAGAAGAAUCAGGUGAUAUUGUAUCACCACAAUCCAUUGGUGGAUUUAAUACAGAAAGUGAACAUUUUAUUCGAAAAUUAAAUCAAAUUAAAUUUGCCAUGGCUAGAACAGAUAGUAUUAGACCUAUUACAUCAUCAAUAAAAUUACAACAAAAUAAAUCGAUUAGAAUACCCGCGCCAUCAACAACUCAACAAACAAGAGAAACACAAUCAUCAAUUCCGAGACGACUAUCAAAUCUAGCAUCAGCAUCAAUUCAUACUCAUCUUACUGAACACUCUGAAACCGACUCGAUUGCCAGUUUGCUACCAGAUGUAGAAAGUAGUGAUAAAUCAACCUUACAGCUACUUGUAACAUUGCUCAUGAAGGAUGAUCAGAAUCAAGUAGGUGAAGAUCGUAUUAUGUUUAAGCAUCAGAAUGUUGUCAUCCGGCAUUUAUGUUCAUUACUUGGUUACAAUCAAACAAAUCGAACAUUUACGUAUUCACCAAGUAGAUUGAGUCCUGUAUUUCAUGCUGUACUGUCAGAUUUACCUAAAGUUGUGGAUUAUAACUAUAGUCUUUGCACGAUAUUGUUGCCAAUAUUUUUAUCAGUACUUCAAUAUUCGACGUGUUCAAAUGCAACCGCUCAUUAUUUUGAAAAUGUAACCCAAACAAAUACACUAGGUAGAAUUGAUCCAAGUCUUCGAGAUUCAUGGCUCAUGGUUUUAAUUAUUAUCCUAUAUAAAUAUCAAUUUACUUCAUUUGCUACUACCAUUCAACAAUUAACUCGCGUUGCUAUGAAUACAAUAUUAAGUCGUUAUCAUCAAUGUGAAACACCUAUCUUUGGCAUCGGAGGACCAACAGGAGGUAGAUUAACGCCCAAAGUGGGUGGAUCGAGAAGAGGUUCAUCAAAACCGUUUGAUGAUAUUCGUGAAAUAGAGACAAAUGAAGUUGGAUCAAAAUAUUUUCAAAAUGGUGCAGGAGGAGAAUAUGACGAUGGUCAGUCGGACGUUACUGUAACAGAUCGACAACAUAAACAUAUCAAAUUACUAUCACCACCAAAGAAAAUGAAAACAAAAUUGUACAAACCCGAAAUUGAAUAUUUAGAUGAACCAUUUAGUAUUCAUACUGAAGAAGCAUUAGGACCUGUAUCCCAUAAGAAAGAGAAAGAUCGACGAGAUGGUUAUACAGGUUUUUUGAAAAGUUUCUUCGCAAGUAGUGCAAGUGGAACACCAGCUAGUGGAGCAGCGAGUACUGUGCCUAUCUCCAGUUCACUAGCGACAACAACCGAAAACAAAUUGAUAGAAGGUUCGGGUAUAUCAAAGUUAGAUUCAAGAAAAGGUGCCAAAGAACUUUCUCGUGUUAUCUAUUCAGCGGAAAAAGGACGACACGAAACCGUUUUACUUAAACCAAAAGAAGAUAGUCCACCUAAGAGUCCAAAAAUUCAAUCGUUAUCAUCAUCUGCCCUAGCCACAAUGGGUACAUCGACAACAAAGUUAAAGCCAAGCUAUCACAAGAAGGGUAAAUUUAAAGAUGAUGUAAGAUCAACACCACCCAGUCGUCCAGCUCGUAUAUCAUCGUCUCAAUUUCAUUUAAAAACGGGUGGUACAUUGCAUUCAUUGUCAUCCGGUCGAAAAACAGAUGUUGAUAUUGACGGAGAUGAGAAUAAUUUAAAUUCUCAAGUCUAUUUAACACCUCAAAAAUGUGAUAAAUGUGGAACAAUAAUUGAGAAUUAUUCUGAAGAAUGUAUUGGUUAUUGUAUCAUUGUUUGUUCAACUCUUAUUCAUCGUGAACCAGCAAUUGGUGCUCCUCUUCUCAUGGAUAUGAUUGAAACUAUUGGAAGGGUAGCUGCUGCUAACAUUUAUACGUGGCAAGUUAAUUCUAGUUAUGUUGUUCCAGCUAAUGCUCGAAGUAUCGCUCAACAAUUUAUUCGCUGUACAUUUCAUCAAUUGGCGGGAAAUAAUAUUUGUUAUCAAUUUUUUCAACAAAAUUUUAAAGAUGAAAAACUACUUCAUACAAUCGCACUAUCAUUGAAUGAUUUUAUCGAUUUCAGUUCAAUAAUAGCUCUCAAAUGGCUUUUAAAUGAUAUGAAUAAACAGAAAACAUUGAAUGUAGAUAUUUGUACGACUUUACUGAAAAAUAUAGCCAUAUUUAUGGAGUAUAUUCCAACUGAUUCUCCUGUUCAACUAUGGACCAGUGUUUUUGUUGAAUUUGAUUUGUUAUUCGAUAAAUUAAUAAAGGUCUAUGUCAAAGUACCAUCAGGUGUUGGUCAUGAUUUGACAAGUUGUAUUAAAAUUAUGAUGAUUAUUCUCAAAAUACCUGUUAUUGCCAAUGUUAAACUUGUUAUUGAUCCAUUUUCAAAAUUAUUAACAUUUAUUUUACAAAAUUCAGCAUUUCAAUUAGAACAUAUCAUUGAAUUAUGUUCACUCUCUAAUCGAGCUUUUACAAAGGAUCGUGAAAAAUUACUAUUACCACGUUGUAUUGUUAGUGUACUUGUUGAAGCAAUGUUACAUCGUUAUACAUGUCCCGAUCGAAAUUUAUUAUUAAUGAUACAAUUAAUUUUAUUGGAUGCUGGAGGAACAAUAUAUGCUUCGGCUAUUGUUGCUGAUGACGUUAGGGCCUAUGAUCCACAUAAUGUUGUAACAACUAAUGGUGCGGAAUGUAUGAAACAUUAUUUAAAUGAAACUGUUGCAUUUAUUGCUGAUAUACACACAAUAACAAAAGUGAAAAGUACAAUGAAAGAAAAAAGUGAAAAACAACAAUUGUCAAAUUUGACAGAAGAUACACUUGGUGGACAAUUGAAAGCCGGUUUAGCGCAAUAUCUUGCUUUGGAAUUUACUAAGGGUGGACAACGCGAUACAAAAGCUAUUAUUCGAUUUUUACCAUGGCUAUACAACCCGCCACCAUCGGUUCAACAAGGUGCAAAAGAAUUUAUCGAUUGUAUUGAUCGAAUACGUUUUCUCUCUUGGUUAAUGAUUGGUUCAUUGACACAUGCAGCUAUAACACGCAAUGAAGGAACAAUUAUUUGUCAUCCGAUACCCGUCGAUGCUUCACAAGCUAUUGCCGAUUAUAUUCUAUAUAUUCUAACAGGAUUUGCAGAUCAAUCUAAAACAAGUGUCAUUCAUAUGUCAUCGUUAUUUCACUCAUUUAUACUUUGUCAGUUAUGGACUAUGUAUUGUGAACAAGUAAAUCGUGGUCAUGAUCCGGAAGCCUUAGUAGCCAUAAUGGAUUUUUGGGCGAGAAUAACACCGGGAAUUCUACAUUUAUUAUCUCAUUCGAAAGUGGAAAAAGAGUAUACUCAUAAACAGAGAGAGCUUGCUGAAAUGGUCAAUCUUCAUUUUUUAAGUUUAAUCGAAGCACUACAAGAAAUUAAUUCGAUUGUUUUGGCUAAUCUAUUUGCAUUAUGGAUACCCGUUUUGUAUACUCAUCAAGCACAGUUACCAGCUCAUGUUCAAGUCCGUCUUCAAACAUGUCUUAAUCAUCAGCCUUCAUCAGAAACGCAAGGCGAUACACGAUUUAUGUACGCUAUACUACUAAAAUGGUUGAAUCGUUUACAAUUUAAAAUUGGUCAAAUAGAAACGCAAUCUUCUCAUGCUGCACAAUUCUACAGUUUAUAA